Molecule: messenger RNA, 990 nt
Organism: Acytostelium subglobosum LB1
Lineage: Eukaryota; Evosea; Eumycetozoa; Acytosteliales; Acytosteliaceae
Exons: 1
Coding region: 1-990 (329 amino acids)
Biological process (GO): protein phosphorylation
Molecular function (GO): protein kinase activity; ATP binding
Source: RefSeq, a predicted model, not a curated record
AUGGACAGGAUAAAGAGUAUAUUGACAAGAAAGAAGAAGGAUAAAUUGGCAUGGAUACAUUUGGAUAGAUGUACAAGUACAAAUAAUAAUAAUCAUAAUCAUCAUAAUAAUAAUCAUAAUAAUAAUGGACAUGGUGGAAAUAGUGGGCAUCGAUAUCACUCAUCGGAUGAAGCAUCGGACGACUUGAUCCCCGAAGAGAUCAGGUCCAUCUCACAGGUGGCCGACCUGUCCACAUCAGAGCGUCGGUGGCUAACUACCACACUCAAGAUACCGCCACAGCUGAUCGAGACACACUUGGCCGUGUUGCUGAACGUGCUCAACUACCUGUCGCGCAAACAAGGCGUGUUCUACUGCUUGAUCCCCGAGGAACAACGUCGCAGACACUCAAUAUCACGCAUGUUCACAUCAAGUCGCUCGCGCACACCAUCCACCUCGAGCACGCCGGCGUCGACUUCGCCAUCACUCCAUUCAUACGGCCCAUCGAUCAAUCUCAAGUGCAGUGGCGGCAGCGGGCUGGCGGUGGCCGUGUCGGCCGUGCCCUCGUCCGACGUACUCACGCUUCAGCCGCGUCGUCGCGGCGACUACAAUCGCAUCUUCAUCGAGCCUGGCCGCUACCACUCGUUCCCCGAGCAGGAGAGUCUGGCGAUGGCGCGACUGGUGAUCGAGGAAGAGGAGCCAUCGCGCUCAUUCAAGCCGUGCGAGCAGAGCACGGUGAUCAAGGGUGCGUUUGGCGCAGUGCACCACAUGCUCUACAGCAACAGCCUGAGUCCGUUCAACAACCUCGAGGUGGCGCUCAAGAAGAUGGACCACAAGUCCGAGCGCAAUCGACGCUACAACCUGAACGAAAUAGCCAUGCUGCGAUACCUCAAGCAUCCCAAUGUCGUGGGCUUUGUCAACGCGUAUGAGAACCGCGACGAAGAGCUCUGGAUGCUGAUGGAGUAUAUGGACGGUGGGACCAUUCGCGAGGCCAUCCAAAGCUUCCACCUUUAG